AGAUUCAUACAUCUUCAAGACAAAAAGCUUGAAACUAAAACAGUGUGAUAGAUCUGUUACCACAAAUAUUUGUCAACAAUAUCUUCACCCUACAUCUUUUCUCGCAAAAGCUUGCCUUUGCAACACCAGACCAUUUGCUAGGCAAGGCUAACUUCAUUGGACUUUGGUUCCCGAGACUCUCCAAGCGCAGUAACUGUUCUUACUAAAAAUUGCUAUAACAUUUUAGCAGUGGCGUCCCUUAGCCUAGAUCUAGACUAGAAGAAUCUUGCUAGGCCUAGGCUUUGUUGGCCAUCCAGUCCGCAACGCUCACUCAACGCUUAAAUUUUGAACGAGGAAGUGUGGUCAAGCAUAAAGUGUGGAGGUUCGACACGGAGAGAAAUGCUUUUUGCUAUCCCAUUUAGUAUUGUUUCUUUCUCAUAAGAGUGGCUAGUGUGCUUAGCAAAAAGAAUCCAUCUUUCUCUCAGAAAUGCCCAACAGUGCGUAUUAGUCCUGGCUUAUCUUUCACUUUCAGUGGACAGUUAUUAAGAAAAACAUCUCUAUGGCUAGGUGUUUUUUGAGCAUUGGAGCCAUCUUACUGGUAUCAGCACUGCCCAGUCAGUCUGAUGAUGCGUCAAACAAUCCUCGUGGCCACCUUCAAAAGCUAGGUGCUCAUAAAGACCCUCAGGGCAUCACUAUGAAUGGAAAGUUCUCGGACCCCACUGUUUUUUACGUCCAUUUUGUGAGACCAGGGAAACCAAUUUUAAUGAGAGGGGUCCUCACAGAUGUUGAUCACCCCGGACUGACUCAAUGGACGGAUGAAUAUUUUAAAAAUCUUUAUGGAGAUAAAGUUGUCAAAGUUGAGACCAGCAAAAAAGAAAGAAGGGGUAAAGGUCCAACAUGGCUACCCUUUCAGCAGUUCUUGUCUCGUUAUCUCUCAGAAGAUUUGUACAUGGUGCAUUCUUUGGACAGAGUGAUGGAAGAUCUGGCCCUUGUCCCUCCCUCUCUUCAGUGCGGUGGUAUCCACAAACUGUUCCAAGAGGCAGUCCUGUGGAUGGGCAGCGGAGCAACCCGAUCAGUGCUUCACUAUGACGACCUGGACAACUUUCUGUGUCUGCUGGACGGCCACAAACGCUUUGUCCUUAUUGACAAGGUUUACAAAGAGGAUGUUGAGUCUCAUGGCUUCAACCAGGAUGGUGGCUACAGCACUGUGGACGUGGACAGUGUAGACAUGAAAUUGUUUCCAAACUUCCAGAACAUUCCAUGGCAUGAGGUGUCACUGAACAAAGGAGACUGUGUCUUUAUCCCGAGGGGGUGGUACCAUCAGGUGACCUCCAGUAACUGGAGACAUGUCGCAGUCAACAUCUGGUUCUCCCAUCCCUACUGGUUCAAUACGACGGACUGUCCUGAGAAGAAGAGCCCCUUCAAAUUGUUGGAACCAAUUUCCACUUUUGGUUUUGCCUCGCCAAAUGAAGUGUACAGGACCAAACUGCUGGACAUUUUACAUGACAAGGGCUUGAUGGCAAAGCCAGUCUUCAUGUCAGCUCUGGACACCAUUACCGAGGAACGAAAGGAAAAGUUCUUUGCUGCUAUCGACAAGUACAAAGAUACGGCACUUUCAUGGAGUGAACUGUAUGGUUUUGAUAUUGACAGAGCGAUCUUAAAGUUUCCAGACAUCUUUGGUCUCCCGGGCAAUCCUGUUGGGGAUGAAAGUGAGGAAGUUAUUCUGUAUACAGAGAUUGAGGAGAUAGCCGAUGCAGAAUCAAUGGAUGAAGAAGGUGAAAGUGAAGGAGUGGAAGAAGAAGUGCCAGAUGCCCCGGUAGAACGUUCUAGUCCAACACGUAAUGACUUGCAUGAGAGUAUAGAUGAACCAGACAGUUUUACGAAUGAAGAUUCUGUGUUUGACGAAGGAGCUCCUUCGAAACCUCUUCCAGAUGACCCAGUGCUACAUCUCAAGAGUACUGAUGAGGACAGCAGUGUGGUCAAUGACAUAAAUGAUAAUGAUAUUGAAGAUGGUGAUGACGAUGUGAUCAGUGAUGAUGCGGCAAGGCUCCAGUCUGAGCAGAUGAGAGCGGAGAACGUGGAAAAUUCCGAAUAUACUCAGACUUCAAAACGAGAUGAAUUGUGAAAAUGUUGAUGUAUGAUCAUGUCUGUUGCAAGUAUGUUAUACAGGGUGUCCCAUACUCAAUGACGGCCCCAAAAAAACUGAUU
Messenger RNA from Aplysia californica (California sea hare), 2187 nucleotides. RefSeq lists its product as uncharacterized. NCBI's taxonomy places the organism in Eukaryota, Metazoa, Mollusca, Gastropoda, Aplysiida, Aplysiidae. Gene Ontology annotation, molecular function: 2-oxoglutarate-dependent dioxygenase activity. The transcript is spliced from 8 exons. The coding region runs from base 539 to 2104 and encodes 521 amino acids. The record is from RefSeq and is a predicted model, not a curated record.